Molecule: messenger RNA, 1083 nt
Organism: Microthlaspi erraticum
Lineage: Eukaryota; Viridiplantae; Streptophyta; Magnoliopsida; Brassicales; Brassicaceae
Source: the annotation of a GenBank genome assembly
AUGUCUCUUCUUCUUCUCAGUCAGCCCCCGAAGUUGUGCUUUCGGAGACCUGUGUUGGUAAGAUCUUUUCCACAUGGACUCCCUAAAGGCUUCUCACCUUCUUCCAUGCCCGAAACACCUUUUCGUGUCUACAUCGGCAAGGAUCCCUGCAGACCGAGCCUUUCAUUCGUCAGGAAUCAGGUAACAAAACGAUCAUUUACGGAAGAGUGGCAAGAGAAGAGAGAAAAGCUUUUGGAGUUUACAAAGGAAGUAGGAACCCUAGGAUCAUCCAAUGGAUGGUUAACUACUGUGAAUGACGGCGUGCUGCGUUUCCGAGACGUUGAUCUAGACCUUGAUGCAGCUAGCGUUUCUCUGCCUCCUUUUGUGACUCUUGCUCAUUGCCAAACCCAAGUUGUGACCAACGUGGUCAUGUCCUCAUCUUCUCCUGAGGAUGAAGACUGUGUCGUGGCUGUCAAGUUCUUGGGGCCUCAACUCAGCUUCUGCAGACCAGGUCAAAGUAACUCCGAGUGGACCAACAUGAGGUUCGAAAACCCAUGCUUUUUCACCUCCCAUGUCAUGUAUUCCAAGAAAGACGACAUGAUACGCAUACUCGGAUCUGGAGGCCAUCUCAUCGGAUCAUGGGAUCUCUGCAAACACAGCAAGAACCACAUUCAGUUUCAGAGCUUGCGGUUUCAAAACCUUCCAAAGCUGAACAAGGCCAAACGAGACCACCUCGAUUCUUGCUACACAAGCGAACAGUUGGUGGAGUCAAGAACAAGCGGUGAAACGUUCUUGGUUAAGCUAUACAGGAAGACCGGCGAGAUCAUCGACAGUGUUGGGACAAUGAGAACACAAUAUUUAAUGGUGUUCAAGCUAGACGAACAAGGAAAUGCUGUUUACACUCAAGACACUGGAGAUGAAACCAUUUUCCUCACAAAGUGUGAACCUUUCUGCGUACCUGAUAGCACCUUCCCUCCACGCUGCGUCCAUAUCGUUGAUGUCGACGAACGCAGAGUUUUCAGGGCGACAGACUCACAGUGGAAUUUUCCGAGGAAGACCCACGUUAAACAUUAUUCCAGCCAAUGGUUUUGGGAUCGAGUCUAG